Molecule: messenger RNA, 363 nt
Organism: Funneliformis mosseae
Lineage: Eukaryota; Fungi; Glomeromycota; Glomeromycetes; Glomerales; Glomeraceae
Source: the annotation of a GenBank genome assembly
AUGGUUUUUGCAAUCAUUUACUACACGUUCGUACUCCUCUUCGCCGCUCUAACUUAUGCGAGUGUUGAAGGAAGAAUACCUAUGGUACCUCAACUACAGUACCUUACGGUUUUUGGUUUCUCUUUAAUCUCCGAAUGGCCUUUGCCUGUUAUAGUUCUCAAAAUUGUCCUUAUAAUUGUCGCUUCAAUGCUUGGAGUAUUCAGAGGAAUUAUCCCACAACUUUUUUACAUAGUUGAUCUCCUAAAUAUGAUUGGACUCGUCGUUAUUUUCAUUGAUGCAUAUGAAGCAAGACGCGCCAUUGAACAAGCCAUUCAGUCAUACUCGGAUCAAAAAGAAUUACCGACAUUUACAAGGCAUCUAUAA